Athene cunicularia (burrowing owl) is the source of this 885-nucleotide messenger RNA. RefSeq names its product RAB37, member RAS oncogene family (gene RAB37). The record is from RefSeq and is a predicted model, not a curated record. Gene Ontology annotation, molecular function: GTPase activity; GTP binding. Gene Ontology annotation, cellular component: endosome; Golgi apparatus. NCBI's taxonomy places the organism in Eukaryota, Metazoa, Chordata, Aves, Strigiformes, Strigidae. The transcript has 9 exons. Bases 136 to 711 code for a protein of 191 amino acids.
CUCUUUACCGGGUCUUUGCAGACGAUCCUGGUCGGAGACAGUGGCGUGGGGAAGACGUCUCUGCUGGUCCAGUUUGACCAGGGCAAGUUCAUUCCUGGCUCCUUCUCCGCUACCGUGGGCAUUGGGUUUACGGUGAUGUUACUUGGAGACUCGGGCGUGGGGAAAACCUGUUUCCUGCUCCAGUUCAAAGACGGGGCCUUUCUCUCCGGGACGUUCAUAGCCACCGUGGGCAUAGAUUUCCGGAACAAAGUGGUGGCUGUGGACGGUGUGAAGGUGAAGUUGCAGAUCUGGGACACAGCAGGACAAGAGCGUUUCCGCAGCGUCACUCAUGCCUACUACAGGGAUGCCCAAGCCCUGCUCUUGCUCUAUGAUAUCACCAGCAAGAUGUCCUUUGACAACAUCCGCGCCUGGCUGACAGAGAUCCACGAGUACGCCCAGAAGGACGUGGUCAUCAUGCUGCUGGGUAAUAAGGCCGACGUGAGCAGUGAGAGGGCUGUGAGGACGGAGGAUGGAGCAUCGCUGGCCAGGGAGUACGGGGUGCCUUUCAUGGAGACGAGCGCCAAGACGGGCAUGAACGUGGAGCUGGCUUUCCUGGCCAUUGCCAAGGAGCUGAAGCAGCGUGCGGUGCAGCCGCCAGACGAGCCACGCUUCCAGAUCCAUGACUACAUCGAGUCACAGAAGAAGAAAUCCAGCUGCUGUGCCUUCGCCUGAGAGCGGUGGGGAGGAGCCAGCAGCUCCGGGGGUGCAGGCAGGCGGGAGGCAGAGCAGGGGCCCAAUCCUGCUCUCGAGCACUGAGGGACCCAGGCUCUGACAAGCCAAGCAUGGACAGGACAAUGCAUAAGAAGAGCCAUCGCCCUGGGGCCGGAUCCUGCCGCCAGGCGGGGC